Molecule: messenger RNA, 4439 nt
Organism: Hyaloscypha bicolor E
Lineage: Eukaryota; Fungi; Ascomycota; Leotiomycetes; Helotiales; Hyaloscyphaceae
Product: copper radical oxidase
Exons: 10
Coding region: 300-4055 (1251 amino acids)
Source: RefSeq, a predicted model, not a curated record
AAAAUGGCCCGUCCGGAUCCCCAACAAGCCCCCUGCCAAGAUCGGGCCUAGCUCUGAGGGACAUGCCUUUUUCCUUCAUUACUGUCCCUCCUCCACGAUCUGAUAACUGUUUCUCAGGCCAACUCGUCACGUCUGUCGUUUGUGUUGUUUCUCCCCACUGUCGUUUACUGUCCUGAAUGUCACUGAAUGUCACUUGGCUGACGCCUACCAUACUCAUCUUUCCUCUUUAAUAGUAUUUUGUAAUCCUCUUGACGCCCUUCUCUUGGCACUACUGGGAAAUCCCGCGUCCUUUUUCAACGAUGGUUCGAGGUUUGGGGACUGCGCUCAGCGCGAUAUAUCUAAUCUCAUCUCUCACGACAACUAAUGCCUUGACAAUUGAACGGAGAGCUGGAGUGGUGCCUUCGACUCUUCCUGGGUCAUGGGUUUCGCAAGGCUGCUAUACGGAUGUCGGCCGGACCUUGAGUGGCGGAGGCUACACGGAUGAUGCUGCUAUGACGGACGAAUCGUGCAUUAACUACUGCAGCUCUGCUGGAUUCAUCUAUGCCGGAACGGAAUACUCCCAGGAGUGUUAUUGCGGCAACAGUCUCGCAGCUGGAGCUGCAGCAGCCCCUGCAACCGAUUGCAGCAUGACCUGCACUGGCAACGCCACUGAAGCCUGCGGAGGUCCCAGUCGAUUGAAUCUUUUCUGGAGUGGAACCUCAGGACCGCAAACAAAUCCUGGUAUUGGAGGAUGGCAGUUUUCCGGAUGCUAUGCCGAAGGUACCACGGGACGAGCGCUGCCAAAUGGUGCAACCACAACUGGCGGCUCGGCCGCAAUGACUGUUGAUCUCUGUCUAUCAGCUUGCCAAACCGCUGGUUAUCUCCUCGCAGGAGUCGAGUACUCAGGCGAAUGCUACUGUGGUAACGCCAUUUCAAAUGGCGGAACUCUUGCACCAGAUGGCCUCUCAGGAUGCUCCAUGCUGUGCAACGGUAACCACUCUGAGUACUGCGGUGGUCCGAGUAGACUUGAUGUGUAUGACUACCAAAACCAGGUCAGCCUGCCUCCUUAUACCACAACCACCACCAAGGCCUCGACAACGUCAACAACUGCUACUUCUAAGACUUCAACCUCGACCACUUCUUCCACGACGGCAGUUCCCACGACCACGUCGACCUCCACAAAACCCUCGACGACCUCGACAGCAGUUGUGACAACGACCAGCGCCACGAGCACCAGCGCCACAAGCACCCUCCCUUCCGCUACUCCUACUCUCGGUAUCAAGACCACAGUCGGUGGCUACACGUACCAAGGAUGCUACACCGAAGCAACGGGCAUGCGUGCCCUGACUCCUGGUGCUUUCUUUGAUUACACAGCCAUGACCCUCGAGGAGUGCGCUACUGACUGCGCUGGAUACACCUACUUUGGCGUUGAAUACGGAGGAGAAUGCUACUGCGGCAAUACCAUCAACACUGGAUCUGUUCUCGCCCCUGUAACUGAUUGUUCUUUCAUUUGCCCUGGCAAUGCUUACGAGUACUGCGGUGCUGGAAAUAGAUUGGACAUGUAUAAGCUCACCAGUUUAGCAACGUCAAGCUCGUCAUCCAACACUGGCACCAGCACUACUGGGACCUCAACCACUGGAACGAGCACUACAGGAACUGGCACGACCGGAACUAGCACCACUGGAACAAGUACAACAAAGACUUCAACAUCCGCUACGACUAUAGCCACGGGCUGGGUUUACCAAGGCUGCUACGUUGAUGGCUUGACCGGACGUGACUUGAACUUCCAGCAACCUGACAACAACGCUAACACCGCGGAAGCUUGCCAGGCAACUUGCGCAAGCCUCGGAUACACAAUUGCAGGCUUGGAAUAUGCUGUUCAAUGUUUCUGUGACAAUUUCUUGUACAACGGAGCAGCUCUCGCGGCAGACCAGACCUCCUGCAACACGCCAUGCCCUGGGAAUUCUGCUGAAAUGUGUGGCGCAGGAAACAGAUUGUCCGUCUACUCGUCCAAUGGACCCCCGAAGGUCUACCAACCACCUGCGGUCCAGACUGCUGGCUUGCCCUCAGGCUGGGUGUACAAAGGAUGUCUCCAAGAUAACAUUCCCGCCGCUGAAGAUGCGAACCAAAUCGUCUCGACCUUCCCAUAUAUGGUUUGGAACAAUGCCAGCAACACCCCAGAAGCUUGUAUCAAGCAAUGCCAAGCCUUUGGAUACAACGCUGCAGGCUUAGAGUACGGCUCGGAAUGCUUCUGUGGUGACGUUGCGAACAUCCUCGUUGCUUCCGACCCAGGUGUCUCCACCAGCCCUACUGCUGUCCAAUUCUAUACUCGCAGCAAGAUCCCUCAAAUCGUUGCAGAUUCUCAAUGCAACUCCGUCUGUUCUGGCAAUGGCUCCUAUCUCUGCGGAUCAGGCAACUUGUUGACAUACUAUGCUUUUGAAGGCCCAACGCCAUUGUACACUUUCAAUUUCCCUACUGGUACAGCCGUUGGUGAAUACUCCCUGCUCAUUGGAGGAGUUGUAGUUCCUCUCAUUACCACACAAGGUAUCAAUGGCAAAGCCCAGUUCAUCGAGAAGUAUGGAUCCGGCGAGCCUAAUGGCACUGGAGCUUAUGAGCUUGAUCUCACUGAGAUCAACAACUGGAGCCUCGCUUGGAGGACCAUGAGCGGAAUGGAUACCGAUGUCUUCUGCUCAGCUGGUGUCACACUUCCUGAUAAAGCCGGAAGAAUUCUUACUGUCGGAGGAUGGGCUGGACAGUCCAACUUUGGUGUUAGACUGUAUGCUCCUGAUGGAUCCGCUGGAGUGUUCGGCACGAAUCAAUGGAUGGAAGACCCUGGUGUCUUAUCCCUCCAAGUCCCACGUUGGUACCCAUCAGCUAUGGUCAUGGCAAAUGGAUCCGUUAUGAUCAUUGGUGGUGAGAUUGGCAGCAAUGACGCCGAACAGCCAACUCUCGAGCUGCUCCCAGCCACUGGUGUGCCCGAUACUACCACCGUCAGCGGAUACUCCAACACCACUGUUUACCUCGACUUCCUCGAACGCACAGCUCCUUUCAAUCUCUACCCAUUCGUCUGCGUCGUCCCAUCGGGAAUUUUCGUCGCCUACUUCAACGAGGCUCGUAUCCUAGACGAGACGACCUUCGCUACCAAGAAGACGCUUCCCAACAUGCCUGCAGCAGUCAAUGACCCCACCGGCGGCCGUACCUACCAACUAGAGGGAGCCAUGGUUCUUCUCCCGCAAUACGCUCCAUACACCGCUAACCUCGGUGUCCUCAUCUGCGGUGGAUCCACUUCCAACGGCGGGUACCCCAUCGACAACUGCAUCACCACCCAGCCCGAAGACGCCAAUCCCGUAUGGACAAUCGAGAGAAUGCCAUCCCGACGUGUCAUGCCUUGCAUGGCUGGUCUCCCAGACGGAACCUAUGUCAUCAUGAACGGAGCCCAACACGGCGUGGCAGGCUUCGGUCUCGGCGGCGACCCCAACUACAACGCCGUGCUCUACGACCCGACCAAGCCGCUCAACAGCCGUAUGUCUAUCAUGGCCAACACGACCGUAGCCCGCCUCUACCACUCCGAAGCCAUCGUUUUGCUCGACGGCCGCGUCAUGGUAACCGGCUCCGAUCCAACCGGCGAUUAUAACCAGCCAGCUGGCGAAUGGCCAGAGGAGUACCGCGUCGAGGUCUUCACGCCUCCCUACCUCCUCUCCGGCGCCCAACGUCCUACCUUCACGCUCUCAAGCACGGAUUGGGCGUACAGUGACACCAUCACAGUGACCGUCAACGUCCCAUCUGGAAACGCAGCCAAUAUCAAGAUCUCCAUGCUCGGUUCCGUGGUGAGCACGCACGGCAACGCAAUGGGUCAACGCACCAUCUUCCCCGCAGUAACCUGCUCCAGCGCAACAACCUGUACCGUGACUGCACCGCCUACCGCCCACGUCGCGCCGCCGGGAUGGUUCAUGUUCUUCGUGCUCGACGGGCCCACGCCAGCCGUUGGACAGUUUGUGCGUCUUGGCAAGGAUCCGGCGAGUAUUGGGAACUGGCCGGCGGGUAUUCCGGCGUUCGCACCGCUACCUGGCGUGUAGAGAACAAAAGGGAAGGAGGGAAGGGGGCGUAUGGCGAUGGGAAAAGAUAUGGGUUAAAUGUCGGAUUCCUGGGGGUUACGCCAAUUUUUUGUUUUUUUGAAUAAUAUAUAAUUCUUCGUAUAUAGAGACGAAUGCAAUCUUUUUGCAUCCAGUCUUGUUGUCGUGGUGUCUCGGUACCCCUUUUCUCUCGCUCGCUUGAAGCGCUUGAGAAAUUUGGAAAUCGGCUCACGUGACGACACUUUUUUCCUACACCUGAGAUCUGUCAAUUGGAUCUUGCUCUCCAGCGAACAAAUGAAGGGUUGUUCGACUCAUAUUUAAGCAUCUGUUCAAGUAUUGUGCUAUUAAAAUCAGGACUUGCUUCCUAUGCCUUGCUUACCCUUCCUC